AUGUAUUCGGGUUCCGUGAGAGCUGAAAUCGAUCCCUCUAUGCGCAGUCCCGCAGAUCGUUUGGGCGAAUUUCAGCACCAUUGUCUCCGGUCGUUGGCCAGUAUGAUUGUGUGUCCACACACCGCAUUGCCCAUAACUGUCGGCCUGUUUACUCAAUCUGGCUCGAUGCGUGAGACGAGCUAUUUGCAGUUGCUCGGGGAGGAAAUAUCUCAUUUGAAUUCAACACCAAGCCAUCAGCCCCUUCGAAACGAGGGCAGUCGAUUCAGUUGGGGAUCUAGUCUGCUUCCACUCAUGGCCACCUUCCUCAUCGCCUAUGUUCUCGGUCUGACUCUGGGUUGGCAGCUUGGUCUGGCUGUGGCUGUUACCGCCACAGUGUUGUAUUUCAUAGCUUGCACUGUUGUUUUCUUCGGUGUUCGUGGAAAAAAUUGUCCGAAGUCUGUACAGUUUGCUGAAACCUUAUCGCGGUACAUACGCGGAUGUCAGUUGGUUCUCAACAUUUUAUUCUACCGCGCUCCGUCAGCCCCAUCUUCCGCACAACCAGUAAAGUUACUCCCGAUCAGUUUGAACUUGACCGGCUGCGUGAGUGGUAUGGAAGCGGCAGCUCAAAUGACAGAGAAAUUGUGGCAAUUCGCCGAACACAAGUACGGUCGACUGGCUGUGCGUUUCCAGUGGGCCAGUCGAGAUAAUUUCAGUNUCUCGUUCGGAACGCGUUUCAUGCUCGCGCGCAACAUUUUGCGAAUUGUAUUCCCGACAGCCUCACACGGACCCAAUCGCAAUCAUCCAAACGUAUCAUGUAGUCUUUUUUAA
Echinostoma caproni is the source of this 807-nucleotide messenger RNA. Lineage: Eukaryota; Metazoa; Platyhelminthes; Trematoda; Plagiorchiida; Echinostomatidae. The record is from the annotation of a GenBank genome assembly.